Messenger RNA from Lytechinus pictus (painted urchin), 1182 nucleotides. RefSeq names its product homeobox protein Hox-A10-like. The record is from RefSeq and is a predicted model, not a curated record. Gene Ontology annotation, biological process: regulation of transcription by RNA polymerase II. The coding region runs from base 154 to 1182 and encodes 342 amino acids. The transcript is spliced from 2 exons. Gene Ontology annotation, molecular function: RNA polymerase II cis-regulatory region sequence-specific DNA binding; DNA-binding transcription factor activity, RNA polymerase II-specific. Lineage: Eukaryota; Metazoa; Echinodermata; Echinoidea; Temnopleuroida; Toxopneustidae. Gene Ontology annotation, cellular component: nucleus.
AGCAUAAGCAAAUCGGACGUUUUCGAUAACAUGGUAGACAAAGCACAAACUCGAUAAAAGUGUAUUGGAGAUUGUGAUUGUUACUUAGAUUUUGGACAGUGAACGAUUAACCAGGAGUGACCAAAGAUUAUAGAUUCUUUCUAACUUUGCCAAAUGGAAGGUAUACAGGCUCCCCGUGCUUUCCCACAUAGCAUUGGAACAUUUUAUGACACGGUUGCCAAUGGUCAUAACAAUGGUUAUAACCUUUCUCACGAUGGUAGUUAUGUUGGUUUAAUGAGCAGAUUUUCUUACCACAGCAGCACAAACUGUUUGAGAGGCUACCCAAGUCCAGCGGGCAGUGCCAGCGGAGGAGGAGUGGGCGUCGUCGACUCGGAGUCUAUUUCGGCGGGAUGCUGCUCGUCGACAGCGGCAGUAACGCCGGCGAACUGUCCCAACAGUGGUGGGCAUUCAUGGACCUCACCUCCCCCUAAUCAUGGUGAUAAGCCUGCAGGACAUUUUCCUUUCUUUUACCAAGAAGUUUUCACGCCGGGUGUUCACCACAGUCCACCGACAUCAUUAGGUCACCAUGUCCUGGCUGCUCAAGGAAAACACGGGUAUUCGAGCGGGUCUGGUAACCCUCAUCCCGCCUGCGGGAACGGCGAUGAAGACCCGGCAAGACCAGAUAGCGACUCAGAUCAGAGUGUGGGUCACCAGACUGUAUCCGCCAGCUACACCUGGAUGGCGCCACCACCCAACGUCCGAACACGUAAGAAACGAAAACCAUAUACAAAGUUCCAGACCUUCGAGUUGGAGAAGGAGUUUCUCUACAACAUGUACCUCACACGGGACCGGCGUUCCCACAUCUCAAGAGCACUGAGCCUCACCGAGAGACAGGUCAAGAUUUGGUUUCAGAACAGGAGGAUGAAACUGAAGAAGAUGCGGGCAAGGGAGGAUAACGAGAGGAAACAUCAGACGCACCACCCCUCCGGACAGCAUCAUCACCACCACCACCAUCUAGAGUCGAAAGGCGGGGACCAUUGCACGAUCGCAGGCGCCACCGAGCUGAUACACAAACCCAACGCUAUCCACCAUGCCUAUGUGGGCGGUGGCGGCGGUGGCGGUGGAGGCACACACGAAUCGAACCCGUUGAUCGAAUUACAGCAGCACAGUGCUUUACAACAUCAUGUCAUUACAGCUAUCUAA